UUAGAACUACGAAUAUCAUUUUCUCCGCGACUCCACCAGUCCACCUUUUAACAGCGUGCUAGUUGUCCUAAAUCCCCCUUCUUCCCUCACUCACAACUCACAAGAAACGCAAAAACUCAAGCCCCAACUCAACAACAAUGGAAGAUCCCGCCAUAUACGGUGGCGCGUCACUUCCAUCCCCCUCGACAACAGACGCAAAACAACGACGAGUGUCCUACUUCUACGAACCCACAAUCGGCGAUUACUACUACGGCCAAGGCCACCCCAUGAAGCCCCACCGCAUCCGUAUGGCGCACAACCUCAUAGUCCACUACUCUCUCCACCGUCGUAUGGAAAUCAGCCGUCCUUUCCCCGCCGAAGCAACCGACAUUCGCGGCUUCCAUUCUGACGACUAUGUCGACUUCCUCUCCUCCGUUUCCCCUGAACUCUGCGGUUCUCUCACCUCCGCCUCCUCCGCUUCUUCCACCCUCGACCACUCUCACUCAAGACACUUGAAGAGGUUCAAUGUCGGAGAUGAUUGUCCUGUAUUUCCUGGGCUUUUCUCAUUUUGUCAGGCUUCUGCUGGUGGGUCCAUUGGGGCUGCUGUGAAGCUGAAUCUACAGGAUUCGGAUAUUGCGAUUAAUUGGGCUGGGGGUUUGCAUCAUGCUAAGAAAUCCGAGGCUUCUGGGUUUUGUUAUGUUAAUGAUAUUGUUCUUGGGAUUCUUGAGCUUCUUAAGUAUCAUAAGCGUGUACUAUACAUUGAUAUUGACGUGCAUCAUGGGGAUGGUGUUGAAGAAGCCUUCUACACCACUGACAGAGUUAUGACUGUUUCUUUUCACAAGUUUGGGGACUUCUUUCCUGGAACUGGACACAUUAAAGACAUUGGAGCUAAUUCUGGGAAGCAUUACUCUCUAAACGUUCCAUUGAAUGAUGGAAUAGACGACGACAGCUUCAGAGGUCUCUUCAGGCCAAUUAUUCAAAAAGUAAUGGAUGUUUACCAGCCAGAUGCAGUUGUCCUACAAUGUGGAGCGGAUUCACUUUCUGGUGACAGGCUUGGCUGUUUCAACUUGUCUGUGAAAGGUCAUGCUGAUUGCUUGCGAUUUCUAAGAUCGUUUAAUGUCCCAUUAAUGGUGCUGGGUGGAGGAGGGUACACUAUUCGAAAUGUAGCUCGUUGUUGGUGCUAUGAGACGGCAGUUGCAGUUGGUGUAGAACCUGAUAACAAAUUGCCUUACAAUGAGUAUUAUGAGUAUUUUGGCCCAGAUUACGUUCUUCAUGUUGAGCCUAGUAACAUGGAAAACCUGAAUUCACCUAAAGAUAUGGAGAAAAUUCGGAACAUUCUUCUAGAGCAGCUAUCUAGAAUACCUCAUGCGCCAAGCGUUCCAUUCCAGACAACUCCUUCCGUGACAAAGCCGCCAGAAGAAGAGGAGGAAGACGAUAAGGAUGAAAGACCAAAACCUCGCAUCUGGAAUGGGGAGGAUGAUUUUGAUACUGAUCCCGAGGACCUUAUGACCCCGAGUAAAUCUGAGGACGAUAUGUAGAAAGUGAUGGCAGAAGAUAGCACCCCGGAUGUGGAGGUGUGAGCGCAACUCUUAAGCGGCAUUGGAGUGUUUGAUUGCAUGGCUUGACCGAGAAUUGAGAAUAGGAACCUUAUAACAUACACCAGAUUAUCAGACAAUCCCUAAAUAUGGGAGCUUACUCGACAAUAGGGAGUCAAUAUUUUGUCAAUUACUCUGUUAUUCAGUUGUAAUUAGUCUCUGUGCAUCUUGUUUUGGAAUGGAAAGAAAUGAGUCUGUGAAACCUUAAUCGUUGGCAAAACUGCCUUCUUUUUUGGACGAAAAGAUUAGCCAAUUCUUGUAUCUUUCUCAAUGGGAGAUUCUUGUUAUCUGCCUA
Messenger RNA from Spinacia oleracea (spinach), 1869 nucleotides. RefSeq names its product histone deacetylase 6. The record is from RefSeq and is a predicted model, not a curated record. The coding region runs from base 138 to 1517 and encodes 459 amino acids. Gene Ontology annotation, cellular component: nucleus. Gene Ontology annotation, molecular function: histone deacetylase activity. Gene Ontology annotation, biological process: epigenetic regulation of gene expression. Lineage: Eukaryota; Viridiplantae; Streptophyta; Magnoliopsida; Caryophyllales; Amaranthaceae. The transcript has 6 exons.